AUGGCAUCCCCCUCAACCACAACGGCGACGACCACCUCGCCGACUCUCCGCCUUCGGGGCCAGGCGUCCGUCCAGGCCUCUCCCGCGACCCCCGGGUUCCCUAUCACUUCAGACUUCGACGCGUCCCCGUUCAAGGAUGUGCAGACGGGCCACACGCGGACCAUGCUCCCCGUGUUUGCCAGCCCCGAGGAGGAGCGCAAGUACCGCAAGGAGCACCUGGCUCUCGUCUUCCGCAUCAUGCACCGGUUCAAGCUCGCCGAGGGGAUUGCGGGCCACUGCAGCGUCCGCGACCCCGUCGAGCCCGACACGUUCUGGGUGAACCCGCAGGGCAAGUCGUUUGCGCGCAUGAAGCAGUCGGACCUGGUCCGCUGCCGCAUCGCCGACGGCGUCAUGGUCGAGGGCAUCGCGCCGACCGACGCAAGCGCCUCGUCGAUUCACUCGCAGAUCUACCGCGUGCGCGGGCGUGAGGGACCCGCAGGCAUCGAGGCGAUCGUGCAUGUCCACGGGCCCAACACCAAGGCGUUCAGCUCGCUCGGGCGCGUGCUCGACAUGAUCUCGCAGGACGCCUGCGCGUACCAUGACGAGAUGGUGCUCGUGCCCUUCGGCGGCGCCGUGUUUGACAACACUGAGGGCGAGCGCAUUGCGAGCAUUGCAGGCAGCAAGCGCAUUGCCAUCCUCCAGAACCACGGCAUCGUCGCCAUGGGCAAGCUGUCGAUCGACGAGGCGGCGUGGUGGCAGAUCAACUUUGAGAUGUGCUGCCAGGCGCAGCUGCUCGCUGACGCGGCCCGCCGCCCGACCGACCCCAUUGUCGAGGCCGGCCCAGAAGAGAUUGCGUCCACCAAGGCCGAGAUGGGCACGCCUGAGAUGGGCUGGUUCUCGCUGGCGCAGUACAUCGAGGACGAGGAGUACUACUCGCAGGGGGAGCACAAGCUGUAG
This is a messenger RNA of Vanrija pseudolonga, 936 nucleotides long. RefSeq names its product Decarboxylase NovR (gene novR). Gene Ontology annotation, molecular function: actin filament binding. Lineage: Eukaryota; Fungi; Basidiomycota; Tremellomycetes; Trichosporonales; Trichosporonaceae. The transcript has 3 exons. The record is from RefSeq and is a predicted model, not a curated record. Gene Ontology annotation, cellular component: cytoskeleton. Bases 1 to 936 code for a protein of 311 amino acids.